Molecule: messenger RNA, 1146 nt
Organism: Cryptosporidium muris RN66
Lineage: Eukaryota; Apicomplexa; Conoidasida; Eucoccidiorida; Cryptosporidiidae
Exons: 1
Source: RefSeq, a predicted model, not a curated record
AUGGAAUACCAAAUUAAUAUGUUUGUUAGUUCUGGAAUGUUUAUGUUUUCAGAUAAAGAUAAAAAAACAUGUAUAGGGGUUAUUAAAGUAAUAUUUAAGGGUCCCUUAAGUAGUAGAGAUAGUAUUCAAAUACCUUUAUUUGCUGAAUAUAAUGGAUUUAUAAAGAAUGUUUUAAGUAUUCCAAAAGUAGCAUCAAUUAGAGAUCCAUUAUUAAUUUUUACAACAGAUAAAUUAGAGGAGGAACUAUUUUUAAAAAGAAAAGAAUUGAACCCACUUGUAUAUAAAUAUUAUACACAUUUCUCUCAACGUUUUCAAAGUGAUCAAUCUUCUGGACUUGAUAUUUCAUCUAAUUUGGUAAAUAAAUUAUUUCCUGUAGCUACUACUAGAUCUGGUAUGACAACAGAUUUAACUUUACACUUUGUAUCUCAUAAAAUAGAUAGUCAAACAGUUUUAAAUGUACUUAGCCAAUUUCAAUUGAAUGACUUUUCUUCAAGAUCAGAUAUAUAUCUAAAAGAAGUUCAAUUAAUUCCUUCAGUACCUAUUAAACAUAGAGUUGUAAAAGAAUCAAUUUCUCUAAAUAAAGCUAAAGUGGAAAAUAAAGCUACACUAAUGCCACAAUAUGCUAUGUCUAAUAGAUCUUUUAAAGCAGACACGAAACAGAAUAUUCAAGGUAAGCUUAUGGAUACUGUAUCAAUCUUAUCUCAAGUUCUCGUUGAUCCAAAAUCAUCACAAUUAUUAGUGCCUGGGGGAUUGCAAAAUACUGAAUCAACAACAGGACCAUCAAGACAAACAGCAGAACUAGUAAUACCGAUACCACAGCCACAACGAAAAUCAUUACCAUCAAAACUUAUAGAUGAAACAUCACUAUUACCAGUAAUAAAACCACGAAGAAAAUUAUUAGAACCAGGACAAUUGUUAACAAAAGAUUCAUUAUUGGAGUUACCACCAUUUGUACUUCCAAAAAAAGAACCAUCAUCUAUUCCAGCUGGAAGUCAAUUUGCUACACCAGGAUGGUCAACAAAAUCAUUACCAUCUUUAGCACAAAAACUAUCAACACCAGUAUCAUUAUCAAUAAUAAGAGAAGGUCAAUCACAACCAGUGUCUCCAUCGUCACCACCAUCAUCACCACAACCACCACCAAUACUA